This is a messenger RNA of Bradysia coprophila, 2537 nucleotides long. RefSeq names its product mitochondrial ribosome recycling factor 2 (gene mRRF2). Gene Ontology annotation, biological process: ribosome disassembly; mitochondrial translation. NCBI's taxonomy places the organism in Eukaryota, Metazoa, Arthropoda, Insecta, Diptera, Sciaridae. The record is from RefSeq and is a predicted model, not a curated record. Gene Ontology annotation, molecular function: GTP binding; GTPase activity. Gene Ontology annotation, cellular component: mitochondrion.
UAACCAUAACCUAGAAUGUCAAAUGAUACACCGAACUUAGGGAGUGAAGGAUUCGAAAGUGUAUACCAUUCAGAACUGAAUGAAUGAUCUGGGGCAGGUUGUAUCGUUAGUUUCAAGAAGCUAUCGAUCGUUUUCAGACUACUGUAACAAGCUAAAUUUAUAAAAAUGCUGGCUGAACGAGUUGUCUUAUCAAAUUUAGUAAAAUGGAAACUGAGCACCAUUGUACGACAUUUGCACCAUCCCAGCAAAAUUCGAAAUAUUGGAAUCUUGGCGCACAUAGAUGCAGGCAAGACAACAACGACUGAACGUAUGCUAUUCUACUCCGGAAAGACAAACAUUCUGGGUGAGGUGCAUCAUGGAACCACUGUAACCGACUAUUUGGCCCAAGAACGUGAACGAGGAAUAACAAUCUGUAGUUCGGCUGUGUCGUUCGACUGGAAAGAUUGUCGCAUUAAUUUGCUUGACACGCCCGGUCAUAUAGACUUCACGAUGGAAGUGGAGCAAUCAUUGAGCGCAGUCGAUGGUGUUUGCAUCAUAUUGGACGCGUCAGCUGGUGUUGAAGCUCAAACACUCACCGUAUGGUCGCAGGCGGAUCAACAUAAGUUGCCACGGAUUGCUUUUGCCAAUAAAAUGGAUCGAUCGGAUGCAGACUUUGCGGGAACAGUCGAGGAUUUGAAGAAGAAAUUGAAUGCAGUACCGGCUGUGUUGCAGUGGCCAGUGAAAGAGAGUGGAAAAUUGAAGGGAAUAGUGGACAUAGUCAGUCAACAACAGUUGAUCUUUGAAAACGAAGGACGGAAAUGCUUAAUCGUUCCACUGAAACCAGACAUGGAAGCUUUUAUAAAGGAAAAACGCAGUACACUCAUCGAUACAAUAUCCGGUUUCGACGACGACUUAGCUGAGGCUAUUAUAUCGAAUGACAGCCUUGACAACAUCAGCUCUAUAGACUUGUCAAAUGCAAUUCGUCGAGCCACAAUUAACCAGAAAGUUGUCCCCGUUCUUCUCGGAUCUGCGUACAAAAACACUGGAGUACAGCCGCUUAUGAAUGCUGUUGUAGACUACCUCCCCUCACCAGAAGAACGAAAUUCGAACUACGAUUGUUUUGAUAAAGACUUCGUUGGUAAAGUGUUUAAAGUAACGCAUGACAAGCAAAAAGGUGCACUGAGUUUGGUACGAAUAAUCAACGGUAAAUUGCGUAAAGGAUCAAAGGUGGUGACUUCACGGGGUACCAACGAAAAUGUUCCAAAAUUGUACGAAGCUUUGGCUGACGAAUACCGAGAAAUACAAGAAAUUGGCGAAGGUGACAUCGCAGUUUGUGCCGGAUUGAAAAGUACCUGCACUGGCGACUUGUUAGUUACUACUGUGUCUUCCCUCAAAUCCGCACAGAAAAAGCUUCAAAAGAAGAUGAAGAAAGAACUUGCUCCCAUUUCGGAACCGAUAGAUCCUACGGAAGAAGUAUCGAAUUUUGAGUUUAUUUCAAGUACACUCGGACUUGCACCGAAAACUCCGGACGCCGUUUAUUUUUGUUCAGUCGAACCACCCAGUAUUUCCUAUCAAUUGGCAUUAGAGAAUGCGCUGAAGCAACUUCAACGAGAGGAUCCCAGUCUUCGGGUUACUUACGACGAGAUAACCAUGCAAACCGUUUUGGGUGGAAUGGGUGAAUUGCAUUUGGAUAUUGUCAGAUCGAGACUGAUGAGCGAAUUUAAAAUCGAUGCUGACCUGGGACCGUUACAAAUUGCUUACAAAGAAACACUCGAACAGGAUGCACGGGAUACGUUUCAAAUGGAAAAGGAUAUCGCUGGCUCAAAACAGUCGGUUACGAUUGAUAUGUCGCUGGUGAAAGACGGCACAGAGACGUUUAGCAUCGACACAUCACCAGAAGCUACUCUGAAUAUGCAAUUAGUGAGACCUCGUUCGAUGAAUGUGUUUAGGAAAGGUGCCAUCGCUGCUCUGGACAGAGGCCCGAAAAUAGGAGGAAAUAUCAUCAACACACAAAUCAUUUUACAUAAUUUACAAAUUGGUCGAGGCACGGCCGAUUCCUUUCUGAUGUCAGCUGCAACGCAAUGUGUUCAAAAGAUUUUAUUAAAAGGUGGACUUCGACUACUGGAGCCGAUAAUGUCCAUCGAAAUCGUUGCUCCCGCUGACCGAAUGUCGCAAAUUUUGUCGGAUUUAUCGAAGCGACGAGCCACCAUUUUAAACGUUGAAUCGAAAGGUGCAUUCAAUAAGGUGGUCAGUGUACUAGCACCACUUGCUGAAUUAAGCGGUUAUUCGACUGUCAUUCGAACGAUAAGUUCGGGUGGUGCAUCGAUGAACAUGCAACCACAUGGGUACGCAGAUAUGAAUCCAUUCGAAGAAUCGUCAGCCAUUCGACGAGCCCAAGGCUUAGAAUGAUGAUUUGUUCAAAAUUAAAUGUGGAGAAUGUGAUUUAGAGAAAUCAAUUGCAAUAAAAGCUAUAAAUGUAAUACAAGACUAAAUUACUGGGGAUUUAGUAAUACAAGACGUUCAGUUAAUUGGUUACAAAUAAAUGUUAACAAAAUGAA